AUGGAACUGUCAAAUCCAUAUUUAGUAGGAGCUGUUUCAUUGCUUGAAUCAUUAGGAAAAAAAAUUAUUGUUCAACUUCGGGAUGAUGAAGCAAUUGAAAGAAUUUUUGUAGAUAAGUAUUACGGAGAUAUUCCAAGAGGUGUUUAUCUUAUUCGUGGAGAGAAUGUAAUUUUAGCUGCUGAAAUUGAUGAGUCAAAAAAAGUAAAUUUAGAAGAGGUUGAUCCAACAUUAAUUUUGACAAUGUGUGAUGAAAAAAUUGAAGAAACAAGAAUUGAAUAUGAAAGACGUGCAAAACUUUUGGGUGAGAAAGGUAUUUUAAUUGGUGAACAACAAAUUAGGGGAAAAGAAUUAAUGUUAGAGAAUAUGUAUUAG
Molecule: messenger RNA, 372 nt
Organism: Strongyloides ratti
Lineage: Eukaryota; Metazoa; Nematoda; Chromadorea; Rhabditida; Strongyloididae
Product: U6 snRNA-associated Sm-like protein LSm1
Exons: 2
Coding region: 1-372 (123 amino acids)
Biological process (GO): deadenylation-dependent decapping of nuclear-transcribed mRNA
Cellular component (GO): Lsm1-7-Pat1 complex; P-body
Molecular function (GO): RNA cap binding
Source: RefSeq, a predicted model, not a curated record